Molecule: messenger RNA, 1011 nt
Organism: Lodderomyces oxycetoniae
Lineage: Eukaryota; Fungi; Ascomycota; Pichiomycetes; Serinales; Debaryomycetaceae
Gene: VRG4
Product: GDP-mannose transporter
Exons: 1
Coding region: 1-1011 (336 amino acids)
Cellular component (GO): Golgi apparatus
Molecular function (GO): GDP-fucose transmembrane transporter activity; antiporter activity
Source: RefSeq, a predicted model, not a curated record
AUGGAAAAACCUAGCACACCAAGUAGUCAUUCUUUGGCCAGCUCCAUCACCAAUUCUGGUCCCAUUUCGAUCUUUGCAUAUUGUUUGUCAUCGAUCUUGAUGACAGUUACCAAUAAAUAUGUUCUUUCUGGGUUUAACUUCAAUAUGAAUUUUUUAUUAUUGUCUAUUCAGUCAAUUGUUUGUAUCGUGACUAUUGGCAGUUUGAAAAGCUUGAACAUCAUCACCUAUAGAGAAUUCAAUAGAGAUGAAGCUAAGAAAUGGUUACCAAUUGUUUUAUUGUUGGUUUGUAUGACAUAUACCUCAACGUGGGCCUUGAAGUACUUAUCGAUCCCCGUUUACACGAUUUUCAAAAAUUUAACGAUUAUUUUGAUUGCUUAUGGUGAAGUUUUAUGGUUUGGGGGUAAGGUCACGACAAUGGCAUUGAGUUCGUUUUUGUUGAUGGUUUUUUCAUCGGUUGUUGCUUAUUAUGGCGAUAAUGCUGCAGCAAAGACGAUUGAUGAUCAAUAUGCCAUGUAUUUGGGAUAUUUCUGGAUGAUGACAAAUUGUUUUUCUUCGGCUGCGUUUGUUUUGUUCAUGAGGAAAAGAAUCAAGUUGACAAAUUUCAAAGAUUUUGAUACUGUUUAUUAUAACAACUUGUUGUCUAUUCCAGUUUUAUUGGUUGCAACAUUUGCCCUUGAAGAUUGGUCGUCAGCAAAUUUAAAGAAGAAUUUCCCAUUGGAAAACGGAGCCGCAGUUUUUAUUGCUAUGAUUAUUAGUGGUGCUUCAACAGUUGCGAUUUCUUAUUGUAGUGCUUGGUGUGUCAGAGUAACAUCGUCAACUACUUACUCGAUGGUUGGUGCUUUGAACAAAUUACCAAUUGCAUUAAGUGGGUUGAUAUUUUUUGAUGCCGCUGUAAACUUUUGGUCAGUUUCUUCAAUUUUCGUUGGGUUUGCUGCCGGGUUGGUAUAUGCUGUUGCAAAGCAAAAACAACUGAAGGAAGCAGCUCAAAGUUUGCCAACUACUAAUAAAUAA